GAGGCCUAUUUGACACAAGAAUAGAAUAUCAAGAAAGAGAUCCCUUUUUUGGUUCGCCCUCCCCACUAGGGCGAACAAAAGCCAAACUACAAAUUGUCUGAUCUUCCGCAUCCUCAUCCACACGGACAGCAUCAUCUCCAUCCUAUCUCUCUCUCAAAGUUAGCCACUGCAGCAGACUAAAGCAGAAUGUGUGACGACGAUAUUGCCGCACUCGUUGUAGACAAUGGCUCCGGCAUGUGCAAGGCCGGUUUCGCCGGUGAUGACGCUCCCAGGGCUGUCUUCCCAUCUAUUGUUGGCCGACCCAGGCAUCAGGGUGUGAUGGUGGGUAUGGGUCAGAAGGACAGCUACGUUGGGGAUGAGGCCCAGAGCAAGAGGGGUAUUCUCUCUCUCAAGUACCCCAUUGAGCACGGCAUCGUCACCAACUGGGAUGACAUGGAGAAGAUCUGGCAUCACACCUUCUACAAUGAACUCCGUGUAGCCCCCGAAGAACACCCCGUCCUUCUCACUGAGGCUCCACUUAACCCCAAAGCAAACAGAGAAAAGAUGACUCAGAUCAUGUUUGAGACAUUCAACAGUCCAGCAGUGUAUGUGGCUAUCCAGGCUGUCCUCUCCCUCUACGCAUCCGGCAGGACAACCGGUAUUGUGUUGGACUCUGGUGAUGGUGUCUCCCACACCGUCCCCAUCUAUGAAGGUUACGCCCUCCCCCACGCCAUUCUUCGUCUGGACUUGGCCGGACGAGAUCUUACAGACUACCUCAUGAAGAUUCUGACUGAGAGGGGAUACUCCUUUGUCACCACAGCUGAGAAAGAAAUUGUAAGAGACGUCAAGGAAAAGCUGUGCUACGUAGCUCUGGACUUCGAGCAAGAAAUGGCCACCGCUGCCACCAGCUCCACCGCUGAGAAGUCCUACGAGUUGCCAGAUGGUCAGGUGAUCACCAUCGGAAACGAGAGGUUCCGAACACCCGAAGCUCUCUUCCAGCCAUCCUUCAUCGGAAUGGAAUCUGCUGGCAUCCACGAGACCACCUACAACUCCAUCAUGAAGUGCGACAUCGAUAUCCGUAAGGACCUGUACGCCAACACCGUCCUGUCCGGAGGCACCACCAUGUACCCCGGUAUUGCUGACAGGAUGCAGAAGGAGAUCACCUCCCUCGCCCCCAGCACCAUGAAGAUCAAGAUCAUCGCACCCCCUGAGAGGAAAUAUUCCGUCUGGAUCGGAGGAUCCAUCUUAGCCUCACUCUCCACAUUCCAACAGAUGUGGAUCUCAAAGCAGGAAUACGAUGAAUCUGGUCCAUCUAUCGUCCACAGGAAAUGCUUCUAAAUUCUUUUUUUUCUUCUUCGUCAUCCACCACAUCAUUCUGAUUCCAAUAUGAAAAAAAAUGACUUUUAUGGCUUUGAGAUGAAAUGAAUAUAUUUACAGUUGUAACAAAAUGUAAUAAAAAAUCGAUUGGUACCAUCUUA
This is a messenger RNA of Parasteatoda tepidariorum (common house spider), 1457 nucleotides long. RefSeq names its product actin-2. NCBI's taxonomy places the organism in Eukaryota, Metazoa, Arthropoda, Arachnida, Araneae, Theridiidae. The record is from RefSeq and is a predicted model, not a curated record.